CUACCCGUGGCGCGAGCGGCUGACUGAGCCUGGAGAGGAAACGGCAUUCGGAGCCGCGCUCCCGCCCAGGCCGGCCCUGACGCGGGCCUCGUCAGCCGGUAACGGGGAGCCGAGGCAGGAGCAGGGAGGAGGCGGCAGCGGCAGCGGCAGGAGCGGCGGCGGCGGCAGCAGCAGCUGGGAGGAGGUGGUGACGGUGGCAACGGCAGCGUCGGGGACGAUGGCGCGACUGGUGGCAGUGUGCAGGGACGGGGAGGAGGAGUUCCCCUUCGAGAGAAGGCAGAUUCCCCUCUACAUAGACGACACCCUCACGAUGGUGAUGGAAUUUCCUGACAACGUGUUAAAUCUCGAUGGUCAUCAAAAUAAUGGUGCGCAACUAAAGCAGUUCAUUCAGCGACAUAGUAUGCUUAAGCAGCAAGAUCUAAGCAUUGCCAUGAUGGUGACAUCACGUGAAGUCUUGAGUGCGCUUUCUCAGCUUGUCCCGUGUGUUGGUUGUCGACGCAGUGUGGAGCGCCUCUUUUCCCAGCUUGUAGAGUCUGGAAAUCCUGCCCUUGAACCCCUGACAGUAGGGCCUAAGGGAGUCCUAUCUGUAACUCGAAGCUGCAUGACUGAUGCAAAGAAGCUUUAUACGUUAUUUUAUGUACAUGGGUCCAAACUAAAUGACAUGAUAGAUGCUAUUCCAAAAAGUAAAAAGAACAAGAGAUGUCAGUUGCACUCCUUAGAUACGCACAAACCAAAACCUUUGGGGUAAGUAGAAUUGAUUAUCAAGAUGCUUUGUCAUUGUUAAGAUUAUAAGCGUUGAUCAUGUUUAGUAAAAAGAAAACCACAUUGCUAGUUUUAUUUCAUUAAUUGGUUACAUGCUAACGUAUAACACCAUGUAAUUAGUCAAAAUAAAUAUGUCUCCUGAUUCUGUAGGCCUUUUUUUGCACUGGGACUGUCUAGGGUCUCAAUAUAAAUUUGAUUUUUUAAAAAUUUUUUUCCUUGUAUUAGACAGGUUUCAGAGGAAGGAGGUUAAGAUCUUGUGGAACUUUAUGUAGCCAAUAUUAAAUUUUUCAAAGUAGUGGUAGCAUUCUUUAAUUUAUAUUAAUAGUCAUAACGUAUAAAUUAUUUUUCUUGUCUUUCUUGUCUGUAGGUUUCCCUAAUAAUUUAUCAAGGAUUUAAAAAAAAUCUUGAAUCAAUCAUAGCAAAAUGAAUUUAUGUAACUAACUUGGAGGUUUUUUCCUUGGUUACGUGCUAUAAUGCCCAAGGCUGCUUCUGCCCCCACCUCCCUCCCUGCACAGUGUCGAAGUUGCCCCCACAAAAUUGCUUGGGGGUUGGGGGUGUUAAGGAGAAGCCGUGGAAGUUGAAGGAAAUUUCCAAGAAGUAGCUUUUGUUUUUGGAGAGAAUGGGGUGAUGUACAACUGUACUUCUGAAUUAAUUUUCAAAACCCCUUUUUUGAACAUCUCAUUAGUAGUGUUGACACCUAUUGUUAAGUCGACAUUUUCCUUCCUGGUAAAAAGACUUAGAUGACCAGGUGGUGGUGUGUUCAUAAUCUUGUUUUUUUUCUCUAUACUCAGGAAUAAAUUUUUUCUUUAAAUUUUAUUAUGAAAACUGUCGAACACUUAGAAAGUAUAGACUAUGCAAAGACACCCUAACCCCCAGAUACCUUCCAUAGUAAAGUAGUUAUCAAGAGUUGCUGCAUUUAUUUCAUUUAUCCACCUUUUUCUUUGCUGAAGUAUUUGAAAGCAAGUUUCAGGCAUAAUGCUAUUUUACUGCUACAUAUUUCCAUAUUCAUCUCUAAAUAUAGGGACAUUUUAUUUCAUAAUGACAGUGCCGUUUAUAACACCUAACAAACUUUAACUAUAGUAAUUUAAUACAUGGUUCAUAUUCAGAUUUCCCUACCUUGCUCUGAAAGUAUCUUUUUACAUUGAUUUGUUAGAAUCAAGAUUUAAGCAAGAACCAUACAUUGUAUGAUAUUUAAUGUGAGAGAACUCUGAACUCAGAGAAGCUCUUCACAACCUAAGGUGGUUAUUUAAGGAUAAUUAUUUCACAUACCUGACUUACCAAUAUCUUUAGAGAACUCCUGACUUUCUUAAUGCACAAUUCAGUCUAAUUUUCUCUUUAGAUAAUAAGCUUUAUCUGAAUAAUCUGUCAACUGAAGCCACGGGGUAAUAUGAUGUAAUAAAAAGGCUGCCUUCUGUUUUUUUGUUAUGAAUGUUCCUCAUUGAGCUAAAGAGCAGCAGCUACCCCAGCAUCUUAAACAUCUGUGCUAAUUGCCACCUUCCUUCAAAGACCAGUUCUUCCACUUCUGCUCUGGAUUCCAUCUCCUGUUGUUUUUAUUGACUUUGCUUCAUUAAUUAUCAACUUUUAUUCAAUUGAUGUCCAGUUAUAUUUUCCUCUGUUUCACCUUAAAAACAAAAACAACCCUCCACAGGCUUCACAUCCCCCUUGAGCUCUCGCCCCACCACACAGGAAGCCAAAUGCUUUGGAAGGUGGUUUGCUGAGUUAUGCAGUCAAUAGGAAUGGAAUUAGUUGACCUUAAGCAGUGCUUCCACCGGUAUAGCUUCAGUUAUACCCGUGUACCUUGCGGGUAGCAGGCCAGAGAGUAGCCUGCUUAGCCAAGACUCCUUCUCCUCCACUUGGGAUGGUUACCGCCAUUCUAUGCUACUAUGACUCUUCUUUUUUAUAUUUUUCCACUGUUGUUCUCCUCUUUUUUCUCUUUAGACUUUUCUUCACUGGAAAGUACAAUGCAGUUGAUUAGGUUUCAGCCUAAUUAAUCGUAAGAGUCUAGUUCGAGAGUAAGUUGUCUAUAAUCUGAAAGAAAGAUCUAGACCAGAGGUGUAGGCCUGAAGCUGAUGAAUGAUAUAUAGUUGACUCUUGUACAAUGCAGGGGUUGGGGUACCACCCCUCCAUGCAGUGGAAAAGUUAAAUGUAACUUCUGGUUGGCCAUUUGUAUACAGGGUUCCUUCAUACCUGCAAAUUCAGUGAACUGCAGAUCGUGUAGUACUGUGACAUUUUUAAAAAUCCAUGUACAAGUAGACUUGUGCAGCUUAACCUCGUGUUGUUCAUUGGUCAGCUGUACAAAAUCAUAGAGGAAUAACAGUGGAAGAGAGAGGAAUGCUGAGGAAUUCAAUUUCAUGGUAGAAAAGAAUAAGCCUAAAGAAACUUAAGAGUGGCCAGAGAGAUAGGAGGAACCCAAGGGAAAAGAGUGUUUCAGGAGGGUUUGGUCAGCUGAGUUAAAAGGCCGCUAAGUUAUCACGGACCCAAAAGGGUCCAUUAGAUAUAACAACACUGAAAUAAUUGGUAAUCUUGGUGAGAUCUUUUGUUAAAUGGAGACAGAAUCCGGACCAGAAUGGGUAGAAAAGUGAAUGCAGUGUAAGGUGGUAAUGGAUUCACCUGUGAGUGGAAAGUAUGGAGGAGAACAGGGAAGUGGAAGGACUUACUUUUUCAGAAAGCUUGAUCUUCAAAGGAAGGAAUGGUAUAAAGACAUUUGGUCUGAAGGUUUUAUGGAUAAAAUCUUGAUUUGAGCUGUAGAAUUUUUAAAAGCUUUUUUUUUUUAGAAUAAUUCUUUCACAUUUUGAUGGUAUAAUUGUCAUUCCCCAGUUCUGAUUUCAUGAACCUUUUCCUCAAAAUGAGAACUUGCGUUUCAGAGUUAUUCAUAUUUUGAUUAUGGGUCACUCAAGCAUAAUUAGAAAGUCACAAAUAGGGAAGUUGAGAGUAGAAGGAUGUAAAGGCAGAGAAGGAGUUGAGGUUUUUCUUUGAAAAUAAGGAGCAUUGACCCUUGGCCUGAGCCCUUGUGAGAAGGAAGUAGGGAGCUGAAUUGUAUAUAUGACCUUGCGUGGUGGGCAGAGGGUUGAGAAAUACCUGUUUAGCUAUGUGUAGGUUAAGUAAAGAUUCAGAAGUUUUUCCAUCUCAAGCAUCCAAGGUAAUGAAUUUCUAGGACUAUAGUGAGACCUGCAGAAGAACAGGCAGGAGCCAGUUGUUCAGAAUCAUGAAAAAUCAAGAAGACUAUCAUUGAAUGGAAUAUAGAAACACAUUUCUCUUGGAAUGCACAUCUUCAGCAAAGCAAAAUGCAUGACCAGCGCCUCAUUGAAACCUGUGGGGGAGGGAGAGUCUGGGAAGUUUUUAGUAAGUUUUUAAAAACUUAUUUGUAUAGUACUUACUACUAAUUUAGGUUAUAUAAAGUGUUUAUCUUAUUUUAGCAAAUGUAAAAAUUUAUUUACUAUAAUUAGAUUAAUCUGUGACUUUCCCAGCUACUUGUAAAUUCGAAGGUGGAUAAGAAUUUGGUUGCUAUGGGCUAGCUAUAAAAUCACUUUAAGUAGAUUAAAACUUGUUAGAAUUUUCAGCUUGUGCAAGAUUGAUCCAUGUUUAUGGGUGAAAAUAUUUUAUAAUUUCUUAGCCCUUUUGACUAAAACAUUCCAAGUAGAUUUACUCAUAAAAUGCUUAUUAUAUUAACGAGUUGCUAUCUUGAUAAAUGAAAAUGUUGUUCAAUUAUAUCAGAUAAACUUAAUAGUUGAGCAGAAAUUUUGUUUAAAAAUAUGAGCACCUGUUUAAAUAAUAUUUUAAUGUGAUUAAAGUGAAUAUGUAAUUAUAUAAAAAUUUGCAAACUUACCCUACUAAUAUCUUAAUGUAUUAAAGAGUUUAUGAUUUUAACUUAGAGUAUAGAAAUUAUUCCUUCAGCUUAUCCCAGUGUUACUAAGCUUUGUACUAUACUGUACUACAGUGAAGGGAGCAGUAGCAGUGUCAGUUCAGAGAAGUUAAGUACAGAUAAGAGAAGUAGUGAAGACCACAGGAAGGACAGCAAGUGUAGGAUCAUUUUCCAUUAUGGACCUUUCCAGGGAACGGCCAGGUAAAAUCAAGCAAUCCUUUACUCAGCUUUUUAAAAAAUGUUUUACCCUUACGUAUUCCUUCUCCUCACUAAGAUUUGUUUCUUUCUGCAGAGGUUGUUGGAUGGACGUAUGGGAACUAAUGUCCCAAGAAUGCAGGGAUGAAGUCGUUUUAAUUGACUCUAGUUGUCUUUUAGAAACACUAGAAACCUAUCUGCGAAAACACAGGUUUUGCACCGAUUGCAAGAAUAAAGUCCUCCGAGCAUACAAUAUCCUUAUUGGUGAACUUGAUUGCAGCAAAGAGAAGGGCUACUGUGCUGCACUUUAUGAAGGCUUGCGGUGCUGUCCUCAUGAGAGACACAUACACGUUUGCUGUGAGACAGACUUCAUUGCACAUCUUUUGGGUCGUGCUGAGCCAGAGUUCGCAGGAGGGAGAAGAGAAAGGCAUGCUAAGACAAUAGAUAUAGCUCAAGAAGAAGUUCUGACCUGCUUGGGAAUUCAUCUUUAUGAAAGACUGCAUCGAAUCUGGCAAAAACUACGAGCAGAAGAGCAGACAUGGCAGAUGCUUUUCUAUCUUGGUGUUGAUGCUUUACGCAAGAGUUUUGAGAUGACUGUGGAAAAAGUACAGGGUAUUAGUCGAUUGGAACAACUUUGUGAAGAAUUUUCAGAGGAGGAACGAGUAAGAGAACUCAAGCAAGAAAAGAAGCGCCAAAAACGGAAGAAUAGACGAAAAAAUAAAUGUGUAUGUGAUAUUCCUACUCCCUUACAAACAGCAGAUGAAAAGGAAGUAAACCAAGAGAAGGAAACAGACUUCAUAGAAAACAGCUGCAAAGCCUGUGGCAGCACUGAAGAUGGCAAUAGUUGUGUAGAAGUAAUUGUUACCAAUGAAAAUACAUCAUGUACCUGUCCUAGCAGUGGCAAUCUCUUGGGGUCCCCUAAAAUAAAGAAAGGCUUAUCUCCACACUGUAAUGGUAGUGAUUGUGGCUAUUCAUCUAGCAUGGAAGGGAGUGAAACAGGUUCUCGAGAGGGUUCGGAUGUUGCCUGCACUGAAGGCAUUUGUAAUCAUGACGAACACGGUGAUGAUUCCUGUGUUCAUCACUGUGAAGACAAAGAGGAUGAUGGCGAUAGUUGUGUUGAAUGUUGGGCAAAUUCUGAAGAGAACAACACCAAAGGAAAAAAUAAAAAGAAGAAAAAGAAAAGCAAGAUGUUGAAAUGUGAUGAACACAUCCAAAAGCUUGGAGGCUGUAUUACAGAUCCAGGUAAUCGAGAGACCUCAGGAAAUACCAUGCACACAGUGUUUCACCGCGACAAGACCAAAGAUGCACAUCCUGAAAGCUGUUGCAGCUCUGAAAAGGGUGGGCAGCCACUCCCUUGGUUUGAGCAUAGGAAAAACGUACCACAGUUUGCAGAACCUACAGAAACGUCGUUUGGUCCUGAUUCUGGAAAAGGUGCCAAGAGCUUAGUUGAACUCCUUGAUGAGUCUGAAUGUACUUCAGAUGAGGAAAUCUUUAUCUCACAAGAUGAAAUACAGUCAUUUAUGGCUAAUAACCAGUCUUUCUACAGCAAUAGAGAACAAUACCGACAGCAUCUGAAGGAGAAAUUUAAUAAAUACUGCCGCUUAAAUGAUCACAAGAGGCCCAUUUGUAGUGGCUGGUUGACAACGGCUGGAGCAAAUUAAAUAAAUAAAAUAGCUCUGUCUUUCAAUGAAACACUCAAGAUGACUACUGCGCCUUCUCUUUCAAAAAAAAAACUCUUAAUUUAGUGACUUAUGGCAAAAUUUUAUCUUAAAUCAAUGUGAUUCUUUCUUGUUUGGGGAGACGGUGGAGGUAACCUCAUUAGUUUGUUCUUUCUUCAGGCUUGUGUCUUUAGUUGUGUGGCUGCGCAGGCCUGCCGUAUGAUUUAAGCCAUCUCUUUUCAUUAAAUGUUUCUCUUCCUGUGAGACUUGCUAAAAAGCAACUUAGUGGCAAAAAGUAAUGUUGUACUUAUACUUCUGUACAGAAAUGACAAUGAGCUGAAUAUAUGGUUUUACAAAGUAGACAUCCACUUGCGAAAUGUUUGGAUGUAAUGUUAAAGCGCAAUGUGCAAAAUUUAAAAUAAAGAAUAUUUAUUAAUAUGCAUAGUAAAA
Sus scrofa (pig) is the source of this 6927-nucleotide messenger RNA. The record is from RefSeq and is a predicted model, not a curated record. Lineage: Eukaryota; Metazoa; Chordata; Mammalia; Artiodactyla; Suidae.